AAGUGAAACAAAACGGAGUACGGGAACAAAGUGGGAGCCUCCCCCAGCUGAACGGUCGCGUUGCUCACUCAUGACACGUCGCCAAACGAACAAUUCGCCAAGACGAUUCCUCUGCGUGGAAGCGGUGGAGGAGGGUGAACAGAAAUGAACUUCCCACACGGAUAAGCAUCACCUUCUCGCAACGCUGCUCUGCCGCUACAUAUGAAGAGGCCCCUUUUUUUUAGAUACGGCCAACAUACACCCGUCCGUUCGACCCUCCCUGCGUGAAACGCGCAUUGGAGAAGGACUCCCUCAUGUAGCAACGACGCACUGCACAGUUCCUCCUAAAUGAAUGAAAUCCUCAACAGCAACGGGAUUAUCAUUUGCAAAAACAUCCCCAUCGACAAAAACAGAUUUGAAAUAACGGAAAUAUUUAGCAAAUAUGGACCGCUCCUCGGUGAAGGCAUCCACUUUGGGAAAAAAAACAGCAACAUGUUUUACGUGAAAUAUGUUUUCUUUAAAGAUGCCAUAAAGGCGUACGAGAGCUUGAAGGACGACAAGACGGGCGAAUACGACUUCAGGCUGUCGUUCAGCAAAAACGACGAGAUAAAAUAUAGGGCGGUCAAAGGCAACAGGAAGGCCGUCGAGGAACUCAAGUACAUUUACAGAAACAACGAGCAGAUAAAAGUGAACGAUGGCAUGACCAACGAGCUCCUCAACGAAAUAAACGAACAGAACACCGAGAUGCUGAAAAAGAAGAAGAAGGAAAAGGAAAUGGAGAAGAAAAAGGACAAGUCCUUUAUUUUGAACCUCCUCACCAAAAUCGACGAGCCGCAGGAAAGCGAGCAGAGUGCCAGGCUAAAGGCAGACCUAAAAAAUUACCUCAGCCUGAAUUGCCUCUGCGUUUACCACUUUGACGAAAACAACAAACAUGACAAUUACUUAACGCCCACCUUUCCGAAGUGAUUCGCGAAAAUGGGCAUCCUGGGGUGUAGUUUUUUUUUUUUUUAGUAAAACGGGUUUGACGAGUAGCGGGUAUAUUUCAUCGCCCCGCUUUUUUACGCGCGCGUUGCCUGACACUUGAAUCAUCUGAAGUUACGCACAAAAUGGGGAAGCCACGAAUGAGCGGCGAAAAGGGCGUAAUGCAAAAGGGGGGUUUUUAUGAAGGCGCCGCACACUGUAGGCCGCUAAAUCUCUCCAGGCGGACGGAGCAAAAGGGCACCCUCGCUGUGCCCAUCACGUAGCUGCACACAGCUGCUAACCAAUCUGCCACUUCACUCGCUGAGCAGAACUGUGGGUUUGAUCAUCUGCCUGCUGAUGUGCUCUGCGGGGGGCGCAAAAUGGGGGAAAGGCAAGAAGUGAGUGGCGCCGCUUCGAAGUCCACGCAGAAAUGUGAACGGCGCCGCUUCGAAGGCCACGCAGAAAUGUGAACGGCACCGCUUCAAAAGCCACGCAGAAAUGUGAGCGGCACCGCUUCAAAAGCCACGCAGAAAUGUGAGCGGCACCGCUUCAAAAGCCACGCAGAAAUGUGAGCGGCGCCGCCUCGCUUACUUAUCCACUUGUGCUUCUCCUCCCCGUCCACAGUCGCAAACAUAAUUUUCCUGCUGUCGUAACUUAUGCUGAACAAGUGCACGUUGGUCAGGCCCAACUCAU
Messenger RNA from Plasmodium vivax (malaria parasite P. vivax), 1632 nucleotides. RefSeq lists its product as hypothetical. Bases 328 to 945 code for a protein of 205 amino acids. The transcript is spliced from 5 exons. NCBI's taxonomy places the organism in Eukaryota, Apicomplexa, Aconoidasida, Haemosporida, Plasmodiidae. Gene Ontology annotation, molecular function: nucleic acid binding. The record is from RefSeq and is a predicted model, not a curated record.